Messenger RNA from Megalops cyprinoides (Indo-Pacific tarpon), 5300 nucleotides. It is a transcript of the gene c5, whose product is annotated as complement component 5. Bases 75 to 5150 code for a protein of 1691 amino acids. Lineage: Eukaryota; Metazoa; Chordata; Actinopteri; Elopiformes; Megalopidae. Gene Ontology annotation, cellular component: extracellular region. Gene Ontology annotation, molecular function: endopeptidase inhibitor activity; protein binding. The record is from RefSeq and is a predicted model, not a curated record. The transcript has 41 exons.
ACUGAGGGCUCUGAUGCAGGGGUGUCUGCUCCUUGAGUCUGCUCCUGCCGCUGCUCCUGCUGCUGCUCCUCGAGAUGAACCUCCUGCUGCUCCUCAUUGUGGUCCUCACCUUCGGCUGGACAAAGGCACAGGACAGGACGUACCUGCUCACUGCACCUAAAGUUCUGCACUUGGGUGCAGCCGAAAGGCUGGUCAUCCAGCUCUUUGGCUACCAGCAGAACUCCAGCUCCAUCUUCACAGUGUCCCUCAAGAGCUACCCAGACAAGAGGAGGACGUUUGCCUCUGAGUCAGUGACACUCAAUGCUGGCACGCGUUUCCAGGGCGUGGCCACCCUGAGGCUCUUGCCCACAGAUUUUCCCAAAGAGGACAGCAGUGUGUACCUGGAGGCUCGGUCCAGCGACUUCACCACAGAGGAGAAGAUACUCGUCUCCCGUGACAACGGCUUCCUCUUCAUCCAGACAGACAAGCCCCUCUACACCCCUGAACAAUCAGUGAAGGUGCGAGUGUUCUCCCUCAACUCUGAGCUGAAGCCAGCGCGUCGACCCGUCACUCUCACGUUCAUGGAUCCCGAGGCAGUGAAGGUGGACAUAGUGGACCUGCAGGAUGUCACUGGAGUCAUCUCAAUGCCAAAUCCCUUCAAAAUCCCCCUGAAGCCAAAACUUGGAGUCUGGAAAAUAGAGGCAACCUACACCAGCGAUUACAGCACCAGAGCCACGGCUGAGUUUGAGGUCAAAGAAUAUGUUUUACCCAGCAUCUCCAUAAUUAUCCAGCCAGAGACCAACUACAUCAGCACAGCCACCUUCGAGACCUUCAAGCUAAAGGUGCUGGCCAGGUAUGUCCAUGGUACACCUGUGGCCAAUGCGCAGGUGUUUCUGAAGUUUGGAUACAUUGAUGGACAGAACACCAUUGUGAUACCAGCGUCGCUGACAAGAGAAGAGAUGCAGAAUGGGGAGGUGGAGGUGACCCUGUUCAUUCAGGAGGUGCUGAAGGCGCACGGGGACGGACCCACGACCCUGCGGGAGCUGGACGGGAAGUUCUUCUAUGUGGUCGUUACUGUGCAAGAGACGACAGGUGGGAUCUCCCAGGAGGCAGAGCUGGCCACAGUGAAGUUCUCCCACUCUCCGUACACACUGGGCCUGAUCGCCACUCCGCCCUUCAUCAAACCAGGACUGCCCUACUUCAUCAGGGUGCAGGUGAGGGACCCUGUGGGGCAGCCGGUGAGCAGGGUGGGGGUGACAGCACGGGCAUCCUUCACCAGCGAGCAGGAGGGAGAGAAACACCUGGAUCAUUCCGGAAGCAGAGAGCGCCAAGCCAGCCAGAGCGACGGCACCGUACUGUUCAUCUACAACUUCCCCACCGACGCCCGCACCGCCUCCUUCACUUUGCAGACAGCAGACCCGCAGCUGGAUGCUGCCAGUCAGGCCACGCUGAGCUACAGCGCUGACGCCUACAGGUCGGAGAACGGUCGCUACCUGUACAUCGACUGGGCCAGCGGCUACCAUGAGCUGCACGUUGGUGACUACGCCACCAUCAACGUUUACUUCUACCACCACCCCAGCCUGCAGAUCCCCUACUUUAGCUACCAGCUCGUCUCUAAGGGCCAGGUGGUGAAGUUUGAGACGCUACCCCGCGUGGGAUCCGCCAGCUUCCAGAGCAUCAACUUCGCAGUGACGCCCGACAUGGUGCCAUCCAUGCGCCUGCUGGUCUAUUACAUCAUGGAGGGGGAGGAGCGGGCAGAGCUGGUGGCCGACUCGGUGUGGAUCGACGUCAGAGCCCAGUGCAUCAGUGGCCUGAAGACGGAGUUGUUGCUUCCUGAUAAGCAGUAUAGGCCGAAGGAUAAUUUGCCGCUGAAGGUGAAAGCCAGGCAGGGCUCACUGGUGGCCUUUUCCUCAGUGGACACAGCCAUCUACAACCUCCGAGCUGCGAGCCACGAUCCUCUGACCACAGCACUGCGUCAUAUCGAACGCAGCGACCAAGGCUGCGGGGGGGGUGGCGGCAGAGACAACGCCGAUGUGUUCCGCCUCGCUGGCCUCACGUUCAUGACCAACGCCAACGCCAAGGCCAGCCCACCUGAAGACGGGACCUGCUCAGCAGUCGUGCGCCCCAAGCGCUCCACCAACAUCCAGGCAGCGACAAGGAAGAAAGCUCAGUCGUACAGGGACAUGGCACCGUGCUGCUUUGCGGGGAUGAAGCGCAUCCCGACCCUCGAGACGUGCGCAGCCCGGGCGCAGCGGCUGAACAAGCACCCCAGGUUCCCGGACCACGAGACCUGCAGGCGCACCUUCCGCGAGUGCUGCGAGUUCUACCUGAAGCUGUACGCCUCCUCCACCCACCAGCUCAUCCUGGCCCGCAUGGAGCUGGAGAUCCUGUAUGGUUUGGAGGCUCCCCAUGUGCGCAGUUUCUUCCCGGAGAGCUGGCUAUGGGAGGUGCACCCUGUGACCGACAGGUCAGGCCUGAUGUCUUUUCCAAAGUACCUGCCAGACUCCCUCACCACCUGGGAGAUAAAAGCUGUGGAGAUGUCCAGUGAGGGGCUGUGUGUCGCCGACCCGCUGAGGGUGCAGGUGACACAGGUGCUCAGUGUGGACGUACCCCUGCCCUACAGCAUGGUGCGCGGGGAGCAGGUGGAGCUGCGAGGGUCUGUGUACAACCAGCACAACCGGGAAUCCUGGUUCUGUGUGAAACUGGCGGCCCCCCCAGGGGUCUGCCUGUUCCAGGGAAAGAGGGUGGGACUCUCGCAGGUCACCCCCUGCACCCGGCAACCCUUGAAGGCGGAGUCUGUUUCCCUGGUGACCUUCACCCUACUGGCCCUGGAGGCGGGCAAUCACCGACUGAACUUCACCCUGACCUCUCCGCUGGGGUCCGAGACCGUCAUCAAGACGCUCCGCGUGGUGCCUGAGGGCAUCAGGACUGAGAUCCCUAAGGGUGGCACCCUGGACCCCCAGGGCGUGUACGGCCACAUGAAGAGGAGGCUGGAAUUCGACAACAACAUGCCCCCUAACCUGGUGCCCAAGUCGUCAGUGGACCGAGUCCUGUCAAUCAGCGGAGAGCUGCUGGGGUCAGUGAUAGCGAUCCUGAAUGACCCGACAGGGCUCAGUCAGCUGACCUCUCUGCCCCGCGGCUCUGCUGAGGUGGAGCUCAUGGGCCUGCUGCCCAUCUACUAUGUGUACCACUACCUGGAGAGUACGGACAGGUGGGACGUGAUGGGGGCAGACCACACCCACAAGCGCAUGGAGCUCAGAAGGAAGAUGAAGCAGGGGAUCACCAGCAUCAUGUCCUUCAGGAAGAAGGAGUCCAACAGCUACAGCAUGUGGACCAAUAAGGAGGCCAGCACCUGGCUGACGGCACUAGUGAUAAAGACUCUGGGGCAGGUGGAUAAAUAUGUGCAAGUGGACCGAAAGUCUCUGUGUAACUCCAUUUUCUGGCUGAAGACACACUGCCAGAACAGCGAUGGAUCCUUUAAAGAGCAUUCUACCUACAAACCUGUCAAGCUUAUGGGCGCUGGGGCGGACGUUACAGAGCAGACCGUCUUCCUCACGGCCUUCACUGCAAUCGGGAUCAGGAACGCCAUGGCGGUGCCGGACUGUGGGCUGAAGGAGUUCAAAGGUGUUCUGGACAACGCUGCCUUGUACCUGUCUCAGAACUUCCAGAGGCUGAAGAGCGUGUAUGUCCGAGCUAUCACUGCAUACGCUCUGGUGCUGGUGGACCAGGACAGCAUCCCGGCCCGCCAGCUGUACCAAUCCCUCCAGAAAGAUGCUGUUGUUAAAGGAAAUCCUGCUGUUAUUCGGUUCUGGAAGGAGAAAGACACCAGUCCCAACCCCUCGACCCCCAGUAAGCCAUCAGCACAGAGCGUGGAGACCACAGCCUACGUCCUUCUCAUUGCCCUGCUGUAUGGAAACCAGCAAUAUGCAGGGCCCAUCCUCAACUGGCUGACCCAGGAUCAGCGAUACGGAGGGGGCUUCCACUCCACACAGGAUACGAUCCUCACCCUGGAGGCAUUGACAGAGUACAGCCAGAAGGUCAGGCACACCGAGCUGAACAUGGACAUCCGAGCCUCUUACAGGAAGAAGGGCGAUCUGAAGCAGGUCUCGCUGUCUCAGAAGCACCCUGUGGCCCCGCCCAUCCAGGUGACGCACGAUGAUGAUGUCAUUGUGGUGACGGGCAGCAGCACAGGAGUGUCAGUGGUCAAUAUGAAAACUGUGUACUACAGCAUGACUCAUUCCAACGAGCACUGCCACUUUGAGCUGACCAUCGAGAGCCACCCAGCGGUGGAGCAGUCCACAGAUCCUAUGCUGAUGUCCCCACGAAUCGUUGCCUGUGCAAAGUACAAUCCUCCUGAGAAUGAAGUAUUCAUGGAGUCCUCCCACACUGUCAUGGAGAUUCACCUGCCCACAGGUGUGCAGCCUGUACAGGAGGAUCUGGAUAUGAUGCAGAAUUCACUUGAGUCCAGAAUCUCCUACUAUGAGAUCCAGGAAGACCAGGUGCUUCUUCAGCUGGACUCAGUUCCAGUGAGCAAUUACCUGUGCGUGGGGUUCCGGAUUCAGGAGAUGUUCCGCACCGGCAUGGCCAGUUCCUCCCUAUUCAAGGUGUACGAGUACCACGCGCCAGAGAACCAGUGUUCCAAGCUGUACUACCCCCACGGGGAGCGGCGGCUUCUGCGUCUGUGUGAGGGCCUUGAGUGCCAGUGCAUGGCAGCGGAGUGCAGCAGCUUCAAACCCCCCAUGGACCUCACCAUCACCGCUGAUGAACGACUGAAGGCUGUGUGCCAAGACCACAUCAAAUACGUCUUUAAAGUGAAGAUGGAGUCCUCCGAAGCAGAGGGGGACUUCGUGAGUUACACAGCAAAAAUCAAGGACGUCUAUAAAAAGGACACUGAGGACGUGAAGAGAAACACAGAGGUGACAUUUGUGAAAAAGGCGACGUGCAGCUCUGUGGACCUGACGCCUGGGAGCCAGUAUCUCAUCAUGGGCACUGAGGUCAUGCAGAUAGAGGUCGACAGGAGCUAUAAAUACAAGUUUCCCCUGGACUCUCAGACGUGGGUGGAGAGGUGGCCAGAUGCAGACAGCUGCAGAGACAGCACCUGCACAGACUUUGUGAAAAUCCUGGAAGACUUUUCCUUCACUUUCCUGAUAGAGGGCUGUGGACUGAAGUAGUAUUCUCUUAACCUGUGAACAGAAGAAACACCUCACUGCUUCAAAAGAAUGACUUACAUCAGUGAAACAAAUAUUUUAAUCAAUACUGUUGUGGAGUAAAUACAUGAAUGUAUGUAUGAUGAGGAAAAAAAUGAUAAAGGAGUCAAAAAA